AUGGUCAGGGUGCGUUAUUCCCUCCAGCAUUUGGUCGAAAAGUACGACACGAGAGAAGACCCGACGGCCCUGCAAAACCUCAUCAGAGCCUUCAGAAUCAUCCAGAGGCUUCCACACGAGCACGAGGACUCAUUCUUCACCAUUGCCGGAUACCACGGCGAGCCCUUCGAAAAGCAGGACCAGGCGAGCCCCAAGUGGUGGGGAGGAUAUUGUCAGCAUGGGACGGUCCUCUUUCCCACAUGGCAUAGAGCGUAUCUCCUGCGUCUGGAAGAAGCCUUGCGGAAUGCCCUGCCAGAGGCCGAUAUUGCACUGCCGUUCUGGGACGAGUGCCGUGCCUUGGAGAGCGACGACGACCCUAUUCCCUGGGUCUUGACGGCGCCGACUUUCGACCUGGACGGGGAAAAUGUGAAUCCUCUCUACUCAUACAAACUUCAGAAAUCUAUUGGUGAGAGUCCGCGCGACGGAUCGAAGACACCACGAUAUGCGAAACCGGCCGGCUACGAAACAGUCCGUUACCCUCUCUCGGGUCUGGUCCAAGAGCAGAAAGCAGCCGAAAGACACAACUCCUCCUUCACAGACCCAGCAUCGAACGCGAGGAUCCUCAACGACAACGUCAGGGCAUGGCUGCACGGAAAAGUCGAGAUCGACACCCACGACGACACCUCGACCCUGCCGGACACCUACUCCGUAUACAGCCGGUACAAAACGUGCCUCGAGGCGCCUAACUACACGGUCUUCUCCAACAAGGAGUCCAUGGCGCAGUACAUGACCGAGUCCCAGGAGCAAGGGCUUCCGUUCUACGGCGUGGCCAUCGAGGAUCCGCACAACGCCAUCCAUCUGGCCGUCGGGGGCUUCUUCGAGAAGAACAGCUACAACGCGAACCCCAUCCGCGGUGCUAAUGGAGACAUGGGGGAGAACGAGACGGCUAGCUUCGAUCCCAUCUUCUUCCUCCACCACGCGUUUGUCGAUUACAUCUUUUGGACGUGGCAGCGCCGGAGGGGACUUACUGAGAAGGGUAGUUUGUCUGUGACGGCGGGCUAUGAUGGGACGGUGAGCGGUGGGAAUCCGGUGUUCGCGACGGGCACGAUACUGGACGUGGACAGUCCGCUCGCGCCUUUCAUGAAGCCCAACGGGGAUUUCUUCACUUCAAGAGACGUGACGAAUAUCGAGGAUCUUGGGUACACGUACGGAGAGGGCUCGUUUGAUGAGUUAUCGUCGACUAUCCCCGCCGCACCAUCUUCCCGUGUCAUCGCUGCCGUUGCGCGAGUGACGGGCGUGAGCCGGUCUGACUAUAACGGCUCCUUCGUCAUUCACACUUCUGCCAUCAUGCCUGACGGAAAUGAGGUUCGUGUUGGCCGGGAUGCGGUGUUGAGUCGUUGGGACGUGGCCCGAUGCGGAAACUGUCAAGUCCACCUGCGUGAGCAGGCAUUCAUACCCAUCACGGGGAGUCUGAUGAGACUGCUUGGCGUUCAUGAUGUGGAACAACUGAAAGAGAGGCUGAUCGUUCGCUUGCAGACGCGGAAUGGAAACGUUUCUGUAUUACCCCAAGUCGAGAUUGGCCUGCCUCUCUCACCCUCGGUGAGCCGUUAUCUGUAUCCCAGACUAUAG
Colletotrichum karsti is the source of this 1608-nucleotide messenger RNA. RefSeq lists its product as uncharacterized. The transcript has a single exon. The coding region runs from base 1 to 1608 and encodes 535 amino acids. NCBI's taxonomy places the organism in Eukaryota, Fungi, Ascomycota, Sordariomycetes, Glomerellales, Glomerellaceae. The record is from RefSeq and is a predicted model, not a curated record. Gene Ontology annotation, molecular function: oxidoreductase activity.